Anopheles gambiae (African malaria mosquito) is the source of this 4366-nucleotide messenger RNA. Its product is annotated as aminopeptidase N-like. Gene Ontology annotation, molecular function: peptide binding; zinc ion binding; metalloaminopeptidase activity. Bases 1435 to 4077 code for a protein of 880 amino acids. NCBI's taxonomy places the organism in Eukaryota, Metazoa, Arthropoda, Insecta, Diptera, Culicidae. Gene Ontology annotation, cellular component: cytoplasm. Gene Ontology annotation, biological process: proteolysis; peptide catabolic process. The record is from RefSeq and is a predicted model, not a curated record. The transcript has a single exon.
UCCUGAAGAUACUCCUGAAAUGGAUUCUCAGCAGCUUCCACAACCGGUACAACAGUACGAGUCUAGGAAUCAACACUGGAACACGGCGCGACAAGCAUUACGAUCGAAAGCACUUCCAGUGUCAUCCUCCAAGCCUCCAUCGCCUGAAACGGGUGUGACUGAUCAUGUAGCCCCUGAUCUUCAGCAAGGAAUGGCCACAACAGAAUCAGCUGAAACAUGGAGGAUGGAUCAAGCAGAUGUUCAACCACCGUACGAAAAUACUCAGCCAAACACUGUCACACAGAUUGAUGAACCAAAUGCUACGUAUUCGGAAUACGGGGGAGAAGCGAGUGAUGCUUACUACCAAACGGAACCUGCUGCAACUACUGCUGUCCAAGACGGUGGGGAACUUAAUCCCUCUUCCACCGAUCAAGCAUACAUUAACGGUGCCAUGGGUCAACCAGUAGAGUACCAACAAGACGAUGGACAACAAUCAGCUGCCUAUCAGUAUGGGAACAGUCAGGAUCCUGUUGCUUAUCAGGAAGGUCAGUAUGUCGAAGGAGAAACUGCGGGCGAGUCACAGUAUCAGUAUCAAGAAGGGGUUGAUCAAACGGGCAACGUGUAUGCGACGCAGGAGCAAUAUCAGGAUCCGAAUCAGCAGUAUCAGUAUGAUCAAAACGCACAGUACUAUAGCGAUCAACAAGCUUACGAUGCACAGUACUACAACCAAGAUCCACAGCAACAGGAACAGCAACAGCAACAGCAGCAGCAGUACUAUAUGGAUGAGUCAAACCAACAGCAGAUGGAUCAAAAUCAAGCAGAACAGCUCAAACCGAUGGACCAAUUUGUUUCUCCAGAACAAAACGACCAACCAUACUACCCAUCUGAUGGACAGUACGAACCUAACGCUAAAAAUGCUGAACCAACUCUACCAAACCCACCUGAGGGGGGUGAUGUGACGGUCCCCAGCUCCCUAGAACCACCAUUGGCCAAUGCACAAACGAUUGAGACACCGGCCGUUAUCGAUGCCACGUUGCCGAAAGACAAACAGGAGAAGAAAGCUUCCGACGCUAUAGUGCAACAGGCCACUCUCGAGCAAAAACCCUCCAGAAAGGAGGGAGCCGAUCCGGAAUCCGAUGCGCCAACGCUGAGCACCGUCAACGAUGAGAGUGAUUUUGAUUUCUCCUCCCAGUGAUAAGCACGCGGAUCGUGUUUGCUCAGAGUUUUAGCCGCUAAUUGAUGAUAGAAACCUAUCCUGAUUGUUUUGUGCAGCAAAGCCCUUGGUCUAUAGAAACAUGUGGGCUUUCGUUCGGAGCUCGUGCGCUCAAGUACGUCGUUUCCUUUGCACCCAUGAUAAAACACUUCAAUCUUUAAUACGCACCCUUUGGAGCACGCGCUUUCGCGGUCCAACAUUUAACGGACGGUCCGCUUUAUUACGGCACGCUGUUGGGCGGGAUGCGUAUAGUCAUGUUGUGGUUAGUGCUGUGUUCAGUGUACCUGGUGAUCGUUCCGGUAGUAACGGCCAAUGGCCGACUAUCCAACAACACGCUGCCAUUGCAUUAUGAUCUGCACCUAGAGGCGACGGGUCUAGGGCUGCACGAUUACACCUACCGGGGCAACGUGUCGAUACGGAUUGCCAUCGUUAGUGAUACGAACGAAGUGGUUCUACACAAUGUCGGCAAUAGGUUAAAGUCGAUUUGCUUACGAAGAUGUCGUGAUGGGGAAGCAAUAUCGCACCAGUUGCUAGAGAGCGAACCGGCAAGUGAACUGUUGCGCAUUCGUACCGAUCGAAUCUUGCGCCGAGCGGAUGAUCAGGUGAUUACGCUAACGAUCGUGUUCCACAACACGCUCGGUGAGGAUAGGAUGGGCUUCUACCGCACGCAGUACCGUGGGGCCAAGCGCAUUCCCAUGGCGGUAGCUACGACACACUUUCAGCCGAGCUAUGCCCGCCUAGCAUUUCCGUGUUUCGAUGAGCCGGGCUUUAAAACCACCUUCCAGAUAACGAUCGUCGCGAACGGUAGCCAUUUGGUAGCUUCCAAUGCACCGAUCGCAACGGUUACCUGGCUGCAGGACGGUCACAAGGCGGUACGGUUCGAGCGUACUCCUCCAAUGCAAACGUACCUCGUAACGUUUCUGAUCGCAAACUUUACGUCCGUCCACACGGUAAGUCCUUCUGGAGUGGAGAUCGGUAUACUGGCCCCGCCGAAGGAUGAGAAAUCGCUCCAAUUCAGCCUGCAGGCGGCAACGACACUGCUCUCGAGCUUGGAAGAGUACACCGGACAAAGCUUGGGCCUGCAGAAGCUAGAUCAUGUCGCCAUUCCACGGUUCGGCAAUGCCAUGGAAAACUGGGGCCUGGUCGCGUACGAUGAACAGUUUCUGGUGCUUUCUGCGAAAGCUCACCGUCUGCAGCGCGCCCAAGCAGUGCUAACCAUCGGACACGAAACGGCGCACCAGCUGUUUGGCAAUCUGGUAGGCCCUGCGUGGUGGUCCUACCUAUGGCUAAGCGAAGGUUUUGCAACCUACUUUGAGCUCCUGCUGGGAGCCGACGCAUACCCGGAGCUACUACCGCUGGAGGAAUCGUUCGCCGUGCGGCACAUGCAUCCAGCACUGAUGGCGGAUGCGUACGAACAGCAUCCCCUUACGGUGGAACCACUUUCGGCCAAUACGCCCGAAAUCGAGACACUGUUUGAUACGAUCACGUACAGCAAGGCGGGCUGCAUUCUGAGGAUGAUUAACUGUUCCAUCGGGGAGGAAGCGUUUCAAGCGGGCGUCCAGAACUAUCUCGAACAGCACCGGAAUGGUAUCGUAACGCCGGAAGAUCUGUACGCGAGUUUCUUCGUGCAGCAGCGGAAGGACACACCGACGGUCGAGCAAAUGUUCCGCAGCUGGGUAGACAAACCAGGUUAUCCGGUGGUGACGGUUGAGCGUCUGAACGGUUCUUUCGUGCGGUUUCGGCAGCAGCGUUACCACAACCAGGAAGUGACCAUCCAGGAUAUUACCUCGCGAUGGUUCAUACCGAUCACGUACUACACCAACAGCAGCCUGGGGCAGUAUGAGUAUCAGCCUGCGUUUUGGAUGAAAGAAACCGACCAGGAGCUGGUGCUCCAACUGAAAAUGAACACGCAGGAUGUUCUGGUGGUGAAUCCGCGCCAGAUCGGGUUCUACCGGGUGGAGUACGACGAGCGAGGUUGGAGCAGUAUCGUGGACAACCUUACCACCCUACCGUCCAUCAUGCAGGCAAAGCUGAUCGAUGACGCGUUCGUGCUGGCACGGGCCGGUCUCGUCGGGUACGAGCUCUGUUUGGAGAUGCUGCAGGAGCUCGCCACAAGCCCCGACCCGGUACCCUGGUUGAUUGCGAUGGCGGAAGAGAACAUUGGCUACCUGCAGCGGGUCCUGCAGUCGGCAGAGUUUGAUCGCUUUUUGACAGGAUUUGUGGGCGAAAUGUUUGAUCUUGCCGGGAACGUGGGUCGCACGUUGCUCCAAUCCCAAGCGCUGGACGUGGCCUACGAUUGGUGGUCUCGCUUAGCAGCAAGCUUUAUCGAGAGCAAACGUGAAUCCAGCAUUCGUCCACGUGCCUGCCUGCCAACACCCGUGCAGGAGGUAGUGCAGGCAUUGGUUUCGCCCGACGAUCAUGUACGGGAGCGUCUUUUCGUCCGAUUAAAGUGUCUGCCGAAACAGUCGAACGAACCGUCUGUGUUGCUGCUAGCAUUGGAACGAAUUCGAGCAGCGAAUCUGCUUACCCCCGGCAAACUGUUUGCCGUGCUGGAGAGUUUGAUUAAAUCCGACCCGGGGCGGUUUCUGCCACCGAGCGUGCAGUUUCUUUCCAGCGUACCGCCGGAGGAGGCCGGCCCGGUAGCGGACCGCUUCCAGCGCUUGUUAAAUCUUAUCGUGCACGAGGUCACUGACCGUCGCCAGGCGGCGCAAGUUCGGAAGCUGAUGGUGAAAAAUUCGUCCAUCCUGCCGGCGAACUUCCUGCCGCACGCCAGCACCGUGAUGACGUCAACUAUCAGCUGGCGCAUGAAGCAGGUGCCGAAGUUAAGGGAGUUUGUGCACGAUUCCCAUAUGGCCAGCAUUUACGAGCGGGAAGGGCACCAAUAGGGCCAGAUUUUAUGUAGGGUAAGUUGGAGGGGUUGGAGGGGAAGGUAUGGGUGGGCAGGUGAAUUAAUGAAGUGUGUUUUGUGCUCCUAAAAUGGGAAUGCUGUGGAUAGGGCGCGCUGUAGGACAGUGCGUACGUGAAAUGGGGGAAUAGUUUUGUAACACAAACGCGGAAAUUAUUUGUGUAAAGCUAAGCGAGUUUAGUAAAUUUAGUUUGUUUUUUUUUUUUAUGAAAUAAAAUGGAUUUAAAAAUUGUAAUUAAAUGAGUUGAACUAAGCUAAAAAAAAUUGCA